GUUGGAUCAUUGAGGGGGUAGCAAAAUGAAUAUCGAAUUCUUGACUAGUCACACUAGUCAUGACACCUGCAAAUUACUGGCUUGUCUCUUCCAAGUAGAGUAAAGAGAACAGAAACAUCAGCUGUUGGCACUUGGCAGUCGUGUUGGUGAUCAGCAUGAAGUUAAAAUUGCUAACCACUUUGCUUCUGCUCUCAAUAUUUUCCUUAAAAUUUGCUUCGCCACGAUCCAUAGUCGAGACGCUACCAGGAUACUCUGGUACUCUUCCAUUCAAACUCGAAACAGGGUAUAUUAGCGCUGGAAGAGACGAUGAAGUGCAGUUCUUCCACUACUUUAUCGAGUCAGAAAGGGAACCCGACAGGGACCCUCUGAUGCUUUGGCUCACCGGUGGACCUGGUUGCUCUGCUUUUUCCGGCCUGGUUUAUGAAAUUGGCCCACUGAAUUUUGAUUUUGAGACUUUUGAUGGGAGUUUGCCGGCGUUCGUCUUGAAUCCAUACUCGUGGACAAAGAUAGCAAGCAUUAUUUUCUUGGAUGCGCCAGUUGGUACCGGAUUUACUUAUGCAACUACCUCAGAGGGUUAUCAUUCUUCAGACAUACAAACGGUUGGAGAUAUAUAUACCUUUCUUCAAAAGUGGCUUUUAAAGCAUCCUAACUUUAUCAAGAAUCGCCUGUACAUUGCUGGUGACUCAUUUGCGGGCUAUCUUGUUCCAAUGGUCGUCAACAAAAUAUCGCAAGGCAUUGAGGCAGGCGUCAAUCCAAGAAUGAAUAUUCAGGGGUACGUGAUUGGAAAUCCAGGAACAGAAUACCACAUCGAUAAAAAUUCGGUACUACCAUUUGCUCACCGCAUGGCACUUUUAUCAGACAAAUAUUAUCAGAUGGCGAAAGUUAAUUGUCACGGGGAAUAUGAAAAUCCAGAUCCAAACAACGCGUGGUGCCUUUACGCUCUCCAGUUUUAUAAAGAGUGCAUUAGAAACAUAUUCCAAGCAAAUAUUUUGGAACCGGCAUGCAAAUUCAGGUCAUCCAAGCCUAGUGCAUCGGAAUUGGAUAAGAACACCUAUUUGGAAGAUGACCCGAUCAUCAGGAUGCUCCCUCAAUCAAAUAAAAAGGAAUCGCGGUGUCGGAAUGACAAUUAUGUGCUAUCAUUUGUGUGGGCAAAUGAUCAAGCCGUCCAAGAAGCUCUACACGUUAGAAAGGGAACAAUUAAAGAGUGGAGAAGGUGCAAUAAAAGCUUAUCUUAUGACCAAAUUGAAUACAGUGUUGUCCGAUAUCAUAAGCUGCUGAUCAAGAAAGGAUACGAAGCAUUAGUUUAUAGUGGUGAUCAUGACAUGGUAAUCCCCUACAUUGGUACACUGAAAUGGAUAGCUGCUCUGAAUUUGACUGUUGAUGACGAUUGGCGGCCGUGGAUAGUUGAUGGUCAAGUUGCAGGAUACACGGAAAGGUAUAUUUACAGCAAAAUCCAGUCUCAUUUAACCUUUGCCACGGUGAAGGGUGCUGGACAUACAGCUCCCGAAUACAAGCCUAAACAAUGUUUAGUGAUGUUGGACCGAUUCUUUGAAGCUUAUCCGCUGUAAGAUUACCCCCCAAUGGUUUGUUAUCCGCGGUAGACCAGUGCAAAAUCUGUCAAAGUUGGCAUGUCUUAUUCUGGAUUAUUCCCAGUAUAGUUAUGAAGUUGUAUACCAACAAAUUAAUCAUCCACAAUAUUCGUCCAUUUUAGUUCCUAGCUAGACAAGAUCAUGAAUUGCUUGGACGUGGUAAAGGUUAUGCCUUUUUUUUUU
Coffea eugenioides is the source of this 1772-nucleotide messenger RNA. RefSeq names its product serine carboxypeptidase-like 2. The transcript has 15 exons. Gene Ontology annotation, molecular function: acyltransferase activity, transferring groups other than amino-acyl groups; serine-type carboxypeptidase activity. Gene Ontology annotation, biological process: secondary metabolic process; proteolysis. Bases 156 to 1568 code for a protein of 470 amino acids. NCBI's taxonomy places the organism in Eukaryota, Viridiplantae, Streptophyta, Magnoliopsida, Gentianales, Rubiaceae. The record is from RefSeq and is a predicted model, not a curated record.